This is a messenger RNA of Fopius arisanus, 2751 nucleotides long. Its product is annotated as spermatogenesis-associated protein 20. The record is from RefSeq and is a predicted model, not a curated record. Lineage: Eukaryota; Metazoa; Arthropoda; Insecta; Hymenoptera; Braconidae. The transcript is spliced from 3 exons. The coding region runs from base 176 to 2512 and encodes 778 amino acids. Gene Ontology annotation, biological process: carbohydrate metabolic process.
UUAUAAACUCGAUGGAUGAAUUGUCGGUGAACGAUUGAAGAUUAAUUGAUAUAAUUAACGGUUUAAUCGCUCGUCUGUAAUAAUAAUUUGAGGCUAAUUCUUCUGUGGAUGAAGAGGAAUUUCUGAAGGGUUUAUGUAAUUAUCAUUUGUCGUGGAUUUUCGAGAUUCCGAUGUUAUGAUUUGUGGCAGAUGUUUUUUUUCAGCAAUUCGCUGUUUAUCAGAAACAUCGAACAUUCAAAGUGCACUUAAAAGACCUGGGGUCUAUCGUGCGACGUUUUUAUCAGCUGAGAGCAAAAGAGUGGUUGUCGUGCCAUUCCUAGCGAUGGCUUCAGGGUCGCCCCCAGGACGCAAUAAACUCGCCCUGGAGAAGUCCCCAUAUCUUCUCCAGCACGCGUCGAAUCCAGUGGACUGGUACCCAUGGUGUGACGAGGCCCUGGAGAAGGCUCGUCAGGAGGACAAACUGAUUUUCCUGUCGGUUGGUUACUCGACGUGUCACUGGUGCCACGUGAUGGAACGUGAAUCCUUCGAAAACGAAUCGACAGCACAAAUUCUGAACCAACACUUCGUCAGCAUUAAAGUUGACAGAGAGGAACGUCCAGACCUGGACAAGAUCUACAUGUCAUUCAUCGAAUACAUGAGCGGUCACGGGGGCUGGCCCAUAAGUAUCUUCCUCACCCCGACAUUGAUACCAGUGAUAGGUGGAACGUAUUUUCCUCCAGAGGACAAAUUCGGGAGGCCAAGUUUUAAGACAGUUCUUCUGAUGGUCGCUAACAUGUGGCUGGAGAACAAGCAGCAGCUCAUCCGCGAAGGCUCGGAGAUACUGAAGAAAAUCGAGAAGUCCAACGAGGGAGAGAGAGAAUCCUUGAACCCUGUGGAUUGCGCCAACAAAUGCCUCCGAAUGCUAAUAUCUGCUUUUGAUCCAGAGUUCGGUGGCUUCAACGGUGGUCCUAAAUUUCCCCGGCCCUCUGAUCUCGAUUUUUUAUUUCAUAUGUACGCCCGAGAUCCCAAUGGCGUCCUUGGGAAAAAAUGCCUCGACAUGUGCACCACAACUCUGACGAAAAUUGCCAAUGGAGGAAUCCACGAUCACGUCGGUCAGGGCUUCUGCAGAUACGCAGUGGACGACAAAUGGCACGUGCCUCAUUUCGAGAAAAUGCUCUAUGACCAGGGGCGGCUGUUGAAAACCUACGCAACCGCUUUUUUAGCGACGAAGGACGAGUUCUACUCGGAAGUCGUGGAGGACAUCGUGACAUACGUCACCAGAGACCUCAGACAUAAGGACGGAGGGUACUACACCGCAGAAGAUGCGGAUUCCUUGCCGUCACCAGGUUCCAAGGAGAAAAAGGAAGGAGCAUUUUACGUCUGGACGUUCCAGGAGAUCUCCGACCUUCUGACGAAGAGAAUAAAAGGAGAGCUGUCUCUCAAGGACAUUUACUCGUACCACUACGGGGUUAAGCAAGACAGCAAUGUCCAGGUGCAUCCCCACCUCCACAACGAGUUCGCUGGAAAGAACGUUCUGAUUGUUUAUGGAAGUCUGGAGGAAACAGCUGAGCACUUUGAGAUGGGAGUGGAUGAGGUGAGGGAGUAUCUGAAAGAAGCCAAUGGGAUUCUGUUCCAGGAGAGGCUCUCGAGGCCGAGACCCCAACUCGAUGACAAAAUCAUCACUGCCUGGAAUGGACUGAUGAUGAGUGGACUCGCUUCUGCUGGAGCUGCCACAAGCAGAAAGGAAUACAUUCAAAAAGCUGUGGAGACUGCUCAAUUCAUCGAGAGGUAUCUGAUGAAUGAGGAAAAGACAGUUCUCUUCAGGUGUUGCUACAGGGGGGAAAACGAUGUUAUCAUUCAGCCAGGAGUGCCCAUCUGUGGAUUCCAUUCGGAUUAUGCCUUUGUCGUCCAGGGGCUUAUUGAUCUCUAUGGAGCGACAUUUGAUCCACACUGGCUUGAACUAGCUGAGAAACUCCAGGAUAUCCAGGAUGAAUUCUUCUGGGAUUCUCAGGUCGGCGGGUACUUCAAUACCACCAACGAGGAAAAGGACAUAGUCCUGAGGCUCAAGGAUUCCAGCGAUGGGUCUGAGCCUUCGAGCAAUUCAGUAGCUGCUAAUAAUUUAUUGCGUCUAGCUGCUCUAUUGGAUCGGUCUGAUUACCAGGAAAAAGCGAGGAAGAUAUUCGAGUAUUUCUCAGUGACUCUGGGGAAAAUUCCAGUGUAUGCAUCCGAACUUGUCAGCGCUUUAUUAAAUUCUCAUGAUGCUGCCACUCAAUUGUACAUUGCAGGGAAAAGAGGUGCUCCAGACACAGAGGCUUUUCUGGAUAUAAUCCGUGAUCGUUUGAUUCCUUCGAAAGUUCUGCUACUAAUUGAUCCAGACGAUUCUGACUCCAUCGUAGCCAGGAAGAAUGAACUCGCUCGAAAAAUGAAAUCACACAAUGGAAGAGCUACUAUAUACGUCUGUCGUCAUCGGACCUGUUCUCUUCCAAUUGUGGAGCCCAAGCAGCUCAAGGAACUCCUCGACUCUUCCAACUGAAUAGAAAAAUCACGUGGGAAAAAGUCACUAGUCAACAAAUAAAAUUUUGUUGGAAUUCUGUUAAAGCUCUCAAUUACUCUCAUUGAAAUUCUCAGAGAUGAGAGAAAAUCAAUAAAUCGACAAUAUGAAGGUACACGUGUACUAUUUAUCGAAGGUAAUUUUUAGUUUGAAUUUUAUGUUGUUAGUGUAAACAUAAAAAUCAGCACUUAAACCAAUAGAAUUUCAACGAGAAUUUGGGA